Molecule: messenger RNA, 1420 nt
Organism: Zophobas morio
Lineage: Eukaryota; Metazoa; Arthropoda; Insecta; Coleoptera; Tenebrionidae
Product: SUN domain-containing protein 2-like
Exons: 17
Coding region: 279-1388 (369 amino acids)
Cellular component (GO): meiotic nuclear membrane microtubule tethering complex; nuclear envelope
Molecular function (GO): protein-membrane adaptor activity
Source: RefSeq, a predicted model, not a curated record
CUGGAAUUUUUCUUCUCCUUAUUUAUACUUUACGCACUUGCUGGAAUGCCCCCGCUCCUAAAAUUGGUGUCAACUCCACCACUACCGCCAAUAACGAAUCAGAAGACUCCUCUGGGGCGAUUGGUGGGUUUGAAUUUUCACGGAGUGAUAAAAAUCUGGAAACACUUAAAAAUUUAGUAUUCAACAUUAAAAGCGCCCUGAAAGAGCUUCAAAGCCGUUUUCCCGAAGAACUCGAUACGAAAAGACUCUCAAGUAGUGUCCAGACAUUAGAAAAAAAUAUGGCUGAGCUUAAAAGUAAACAAUUCACCUUCUCUUCUAAACUUGAAUAUAUUGAUAAGGCACUUUCCUUGCUAAGCUCGGCAGUUUCCUCAAAGAAAGACGCGAAUGAAACUUUUUUUAGUCGCGUGGAAGACCAAAUAAAGGAACUUUCUAAGGAGCUCUCCGUAUUGAAAAGCCACUGGCCCGGGCCUGCUGACGAAAAGUUUGUGGAGCUGAAUAAAAAAGUAGCACACUUGGAACGUUUACUUAAAAAUUAUGAAAAGUCCAGCUCAGAAGAACAUACUGCCUUUGAAAUGAAGAUCGACAGUUUACUUGCUCUUGUGGAAAACCAAAGGGCGUUUGAGCAGUCGCUGAGCGAGUUUAAGAAAGAGGUUGCUGCUCUCUUUGCUGCCCAGCUGACUGAUCUGGAGUUACUAAAAAAGCAGGUUAGUAGUUUCAAAGAUGCUCUAAUUCCAGAAGCUUCGAUAAAAAGCCUUGUAGAUCAACUCUAUUCGAGGAAAAUGAAGGAGUUCAGCCAAGCAAAAGUCGGGAUGACCGACUACGCUUCUGCCUCGGCAGGCGCCAAGAUCGUCCCUCGGCUCACUACAUCGACGCGUGAAGGCUUUUGGCUACUGAAAUCGCUUUUCCCUUCGGUAUUGCGAAGGAGCGAAUCGUGGGACGUUGUGCUCAAAUCUGACAUGGAGCCCGGGCAUUGCUACGCUCUCCCCGGCCAGGGAGGAAGCAUCGGCAUCGAGCUCUCAGAGCCAAUAAUAAUUAGCCAUUUCACCGUAGAACAUCUCCCUUUUGCCCUUACUCGGGCGCCAUCUGCCCCCCGUGCCAUGGCCCUCUGGGGAGUGAGAAGUUCUGGUGAGCAUACAAAUCUCGGAACGUUUGAAUAUAUUUUUUCAGCAAACUCUGAAUCGUCUCAAACUUUCGAGUUAAAGGAAAAGCACGGCCCAUUCCGCAUUGUAAGACUUGAAGUUCUAAGUAAUUAUGGGAUGGUUCAGUACACGUGCGUAUAUCGCGUCAGGGUUCAUGGGGAACCCAUUCGUAAGGAAAGCAACACGAGCGCUAAAAAUUCAUUGAAAAAAAUUUUUGUGAACUUCAUAAAAACUUUGGGAUGGACUUAAGCGGACAUUUAACUUACUAUAAUUGGUGUCGC